AUGACGAGGAACGGCCUGCAGCGCGCUUCGGUCCGCUCGGUCGGCUCGGUCAAAGACCGGACCGGAUCGAACGGUCCGGUCUCAAACGGGCCACGAGCGGGCCGAAAAGCCCGCUCGCUCCGUCCAGGCUGGUCCACCAAUGACAUUGCCCUUGUGCUUGUGGCACUCCUCUCCGUGCUCGUCACGUCCGUCCGUUCUGUGGCCAACUACGACACCUCCGCCGCCAGAUCCUACAACUCCGGCUGGCUGCCCGCCAAGGCCACCUGGUACGGAGCGCCCACCGGCGCCGGACCCAACGACAACGGCGGUGCUUGCGGCUUCAAGAACGUGAACCAGUACCCAUUCUCCUCCAUGACGUCCUGCGGCAACGAGCCUCUGUUCGACGGUGGCGCAGGCUGCGGCAGCUGCUAUGAG
Triticum aestivum (bread wheat) is the source of this 414-nucleotide messenger RNA. RefSeq names its product expansin-B6-like. The annotation marks the transcript as partial. Gene Ontology annotation, cellular component: extracellular region. NCBI's taxonomy places the organism in Eukaryota, Viridiplantae, Streptophyta, Magnoliopsida, Poales, Poaceae. The transcript is spliced from 3 exons. The record is from RefSeq and is a predicted model, not a curated record.